AUGGCUGGCGGACAGGUAAUUUAUAUUAUUCGUUUAUUGUUUCCUUACCAAACUAAUUGACUAAUUAGGUGGACCAAAAAAGCGAAAUAUGUAAUCAUUCGCGUCAAAUUCACGUUCCUUUCGGUUAGUCUUGUGUUUAUACUCGGAUAUAGAUGACUCGAUCAUCUCAAGUACAAAUCGGCCACGACCCUGUUAUGUUGGUGAAUUGUUAUAUGUGGGAAGCUCGUUCUCCUUCAUAACUGCACCAUGAGCGACACAAUUUGUGGACCGAUCAAGCUAAAACGUAUCUAUAGACAGGAGGAAUUUUUUAAGAGAGGCUAUAAUUCAUAUACAGUAAAUGAAAUACGCCUGAACUGUCUGUGCUGGUAUGUAGGCAGUGUCAAUAAUAAGAAAGCUUCGGAUUCGACGGAUCAAAAAUACAAGGAGAAGUUCGACGUUUCGAGCGACGAAUCCCUAUCAAUCCGAAGGUUUAUUGAACAAAAUUUUGACUAUUGUGUUACUAGGAUCGUGAAAUGGAAGAAAUUCAAUGUAGUCCAGCAGUAACUCAUCAAGAUAUAAAUCGAUACUGUGACUAUUGCCCACAAAGAUGCGACAAAUGCAGACGUGUAAUGCAGAAUGCACUUCAGAUUGUUACAAAGACCGAAGAAUCGGUUCGUAAAAAUUUCCAGAUCACGUGCUAUUGUGAACAUUUUUCCUUAUGUUUCUCGUCUGGCAAGCGGGAAAACGAAAUUGUGGUUCAAAUGUUUGAAGGAGAAAUUGAUGUAACUCUCACUAAUCGAAAUCAGGUAAUUAUAAUGUUGGUUUCUUUAAAUACCAAAUAAGUUGUUUGACGGCAGUAAGUUGCAUGAACGUGAUAGGAAAAUAUAAAUUUUCCGAUGUAGAUUUUUCUAAUUUACCAGGAGACUAAUUUCACAAGCCAAAUGGUUUCUAAUAGACUCCUGACCCUUUUGUGUUGAUAUUACGCUAAUUUUUAGUACUAUAGUUAAUAAGUUUAAACAUGAGCAGCCAAUCUUUAUCUGAUAUACAAAAUCGAGCUGAAGGCGAGAGUUUCGGUAUAACAGAUAAAGAUCGGAUGCGAAUGUUUUAACGUGCUCAAAAAACGACCCAUCUUAUGAGUUCAUUGGCGAAGUAAUUUUAAAAACAUUGUCUAAGCCGAGAAAAUCAAAGCUGAAGUUUAUGUAAAUCAGGACAUAUCUUUAAUAUCCGGAUUUACAAACAUUGAUUAAACAUUCAUUUUUUUUAAUUGUCUUCAUGAAUUAUUAUUGAGUGUUUUAAAUAUUAUUAUCGUAUUUGAGCGCGGUACUAUAUGAUAAAACGGAAAACUAAUAGAGUUAAUCUUAUGAAUAACAAACAAUAAGAAUUGGCUGAAUGCUCGGCUAUGCUCGCAAACCAAAAUUUCAUAGCUAACUGGCAAUUCGUUUCUGUAAUACUAAUACACACGCAUCAAAUUCGAAACAUAGGUAUAUGUAUAUAUAUAUACGCAUGGGUAUAAACUAUACAUUAGUACACGCAGACAAAUUAAAAAGAGUUUACUAAAUAACAUGAAUGGCCCUUCAUUUAGGAAGAAAUCUAACCUGUUUCUUAUAAACAGUUCAUUAUCAAAUGCAAGGGAAACAUCACGUAUAAUUUUAUUUUGUUUUGUUUCAAAAAUAACGUGUUAACCAGUUUUAUGAGCAGACAGUUAGUUGACCGUAUCUAUAAAGUAAACUUUUUUUAAAGCUUUAUUUAGUACUAUAAGUACUGUAGCUAGUACCACAACCAGUACCGUGUGAGAAUUAUAUAUAUGCAAUUAAUAAUAAAAGCUCAGCUAUUUAAACGUGUCGCAUUAAUUAGUGAUUCUAGCGAAUGAAAGAGAGUGGGAAUAUAUUUUAUCGAGCACACCCAAACGUGUCAAACCACAGGCUUUUGAGAAUAGUUAGCUCUUGAAAGCUAAUUCGAUGGGUAUUCAAAAGUUAAACAGGCUCAAAACACAUGCAAACCAACACAGAAAAGUCAAAAAUAUACCUUAAUUCGAAUUUUGUUUAUAUCAAUUCAAGAUAGUAAUUACUUGGGAAGUCUGUGGUCAUCACGAAAUAAAUUCCCCACUAACACAUACACAGUUCUACUAGCAAAUUUGCUUUCCUUAAAAUUUCGUCUACAAAUAGCAAAAUAUUGCCAUUGAGGUCGAACGUCAUUGCUUAAUUAGAAAACUAGAGUUUAAAUCAAAUGCGCAAUAACUUUUCCUAGUAUUCUCAAUUAAUUCAAGGAAACCGAAAGCAAAAGUAAUGGAAUUUCCGGUCCGUUAUAGUAUUUAAUGUCGAUUGAUCAUUGUUUUAAGAUUGUCAAUGUCGGUUUUUGAAAUAUAUUAAAUGCUGCUGUUGCUUUUCAUUCUUCUUAAUCGUCGUUUGUUGGGAUUUUAAAUCUGUGAUCUCGUCUGAAAGAUCUGUCAGCUGUCGCAAAUUAUACCCCUAACAGUGCCAGGUUAUGCUAAUCUAAGCUGGUUUGUUUUUGUUAUGUAAGAAUGGGGAAAAAAUUCAAACCAUUUUUGGCGAAUUACAGUUUCGAAACCAUUCAAAGCAGUUCUUCAUUUCUUCAUUGUAUCUCUACGUUUUCAGUAUGGCUGGCGAACAGCUAAUUUACAUUAUUCGCUUAUUGUUUCCUUACCAAACAUAAUUGACUAUUUAGGUAGGACAAAAAAGUGAAAAUCAAAUAUGUAAUCAUUCGCGUCAAAUUCAAGUUCGUUCCGGUUAGUCUUGUGUUUAUCAGUGGCGGAAAUCUCGGGGGGCGGGAGGGCGACCGCCCCCCCCCCCGACCUUGCACGAAAAAGAACGAAUUUUCGGAAAUUUUUACCUAAUAGAGGGCUAAAAACAGCCUUUUCGAGCGCAAAUGGGGGGGGGGUGUUGUCGGAAAUUUGAAAGUUUUUUCGGAAAUUUAAGAGGCUUUGUCCCCCCCCCAACCAGAAAAAUGAAUUUCAGCCACUACCUGCAAAAAAAGGAGACGUUCGACGUUUCGAGCGACGAAUCCUUAUCAAUGUAUUUAUGUAUAAAUCUUUAUUAAAAUAUUAAAAGCAACACCUCACAACAAACGUGCGGGCUUACAAUUUGCACUUACUUAUCAAUAAUUAUUAUACUAAUUUCAGAAUUAGUAUUGAUAUUAUUCAUUAAUAGAGCUAAAAUAUCAUUAUUAUAAUGUUUAAUGAAGUUCCUAAGAAGUUAAUUUCUAAUUUAAAAAUAUCAUAUGAAGUUAAAAAGACAUCUAUUAACGAACACUCUUUUAAACCUUUCUGUUCGAACUCUCGGUAGUUCAUACUCAUGUCCGCGAUUGCGUAAUUCUAAUUGACGACUAGGAGGCAGCAAAACUUGUAGGGCAUUGUUGGGAUCCGUAGUUAUUUUCUCCCAUAAAUCUCUGUCUUUAUUGUUUAAUAUAUCAACAAUCGAUACCUGAUAAAUAAGAUAUCCAUACUUAUAUGCACGUUUUAAACGUUUUAAAAGUUUAUCUACUUGACUAAGAUACUUAGAAUACGACGCACAUCCCCAGACCUCUAUACCAAAAACUAUUAUUGAUAAAAUAAGACUAUGGAACAGAAGAUCCAGCUCUUUCCUAGAAAACCCGUAGUAUUUGCAAAUCCGAAUAAUGUACAUUCUGCUACAGGCUUUACUCAUUAAUUCUAGAUGCAUGUCCCACAUGGAAGGUUUAUUGAACAAAACUUUGACUAUUGUGUUACUAGGAUCGUGAAACGGAAGAAAUUCAAUGUAGUCCAGCAGUAACCCAUCAAGAUAUAAAUCGACACUGUGAGUAUUGCCCACAAAGGUGCGACAAUUGCAGACGUGUAAUGCAGAAGGCACGUGUGAUUGUUACAGAGACCGAAAAAUCGGUUCGUGAAGAUUUCCAGAUCACGUGCUAUUGUGAACAUUUUUCCUCGUGUUUCUCGUCUGGCAAGCGGGAAAACAAAAUUGUGGUUCAAAUGGUUGAAGGAGAAAUUCGUGUAACUACAACUGAGCGAAGUCAGGUAAAUAUAAUGCUGGUUUCUUUAAAUACCAAAUAAGUUGUAAAAGAAGUUAAAAAACUCAUUAAUAAUUCAUGUUAAAGAACGACCCAUCUUAUGAUUACCUCGAGAAAUCAAAGCUGAAGUUUAUGUAAAUCAGGACAAAUCUUUAUCCGAUUUACAAACAUUGAUUAAACAUUCAUUUCUUUUGAAUUUUCCUCAUGAAUUAUUAAUGAGUUUUUUAAAUAUUAUUCAUUGUAUUUGGACGUAAUAUAUGAUAAAACGGAAAACUAUAUAGAGUUAAUCUUAUGGAUAACAAAUAAUAAGAAUUGGCUGAAUGCUCUUUGCUCACAAACCAAAAUUUCAUAGCAAACUGGCAAUUCGUUUCUGUAAUACUGUGACGCGCAUCAAAUUCGAAACAUAAGUAUAGAAGGCCAAAAACUGUUGCAGUAUAUGUUUCAGUUUGUGCUUUUUUCGCCUGCGCGUCUUCCACACAGCGGUUCAAUACGGUAAGCGUCAUGUAAAGCGCCAUGUAAAGCUCAUUGAAAUCUCUGCGGAGGAGAGAGGGUAUAAACGAUAAAUUAGUGUACAAGCAGACAAAUUAAAACGAAUUUACUAAAUGAUACCAAUGACCUUGGUUUCAAUGGCGUAACGGGGAAAGAGGGGGCCCUUAGGCAUGUUUGGUGUGGGGGCCCCUGUCGACUGUUUGUUGGUAUAUUAUAUUUAGCUAUAUUGAAUAUUUAUAGCAUGUUCUGGAAAAUUCUAUCUCUAUAACAACAACAGUUUCCAACAUAACUAAAGGGUCGAUUACAUGGAGAACUUUCAACACCAGGGUUGAAGUCAGCUCUGUUAAUCAGGUUUAAAUUUUUUGCGAUUACAUGGAUGAUUUCAACCCCGGGGUUGAAAUGCUAUACGUUCCCGGCAUUGACUCCCGGAAGUAAAAAAUGGCUCCAUUUUGUUUUCUUGUAAUAAAUAGUCCCUACCACGCAUGCUCGAAUAACUCAUAAUUUCAGCCCCGGGUUGAAAAUUGGUUGAAACGAUUACAUGACAAAAUUUUCAACCCAGGGCCAAGUUCAGUCCGGGGUUGAAACUUCAACCCUGCUAGCUGAAGCAUGGGUUGAACUCGGCCCUGCGUUUGGGUGAAAAAUUUUAUCAUGUGAUCGCGCGUUUGAUUUGAUAGAAUUUUGUAUUACAAACAGGGCUGAAAUUUCAACCCGGUCAACUGGGCUGAGUUAAAUCCCAGGGUUGAAAAUGCUCCAUGUAUUCGGCCCCUAAUAAGAGUAACGUUUGUUUUAUUUGAGAUGGAAUAACAAAAUCAGAAUAGCACUAUUAAUUUUGCAUUUUCCCAUCGAUUCUUUACCUGCAUUUUUUACGUUUACUAAUUUUCUGGGCGACAGGCCGUGGCUGAUGGGGGCCCCUAACUGUCGGGGGCCCUUAGUUUUCUAACUAACCCUACCUAGUGACCAUUACGCCACUGCUGGUUUCCAAGAGGAACUUUCAUUUAGGAAGAAAUUUAACCUGUUUCUUAUAAACAAUUCAUUUAAAUCAAAUACAAGAGGAAUCGAUCAUGUAUAAUUUUAUUUUGUUUCGUUUGAAAAAUGUGUUAAUCAGUAGUUUUAUUGAUAUGGGCAGUUAUAUUGACCGUAUCUAUAAUGAAACGAUGUUUUGUCAAGCUUCAUUUAGUACUAUGGUCCAUGAGACUGAUGAGAAAGUUAUAUAUCGGCAAUUAAUAAUAAAGGCUCAGCUGUAUAAACGUGUUGCGUUCAGACGCUGGGGAAACAUUUCGAAAGUGGAGGGGCAUUGGACAACAGGGGCACUUUUGUAUGCGAUCAAAAUCAAACGAUUUUAUGUCGUUCACGAGCCGAACAAAAUUUUUUGUUUUUCUAUAACGUCGGAAUACUACUGCAAAAAGGGCACUUUCUUUCCAGCAAAGAAGGCGUUCAUUCAAGUAAUACUUUUUUCGUUCAUUAAAUGAGGUACUUUCGCCCAGAAAAAGGGCACUUUUUUCACUUUAUACGUAAGAACCUAUAAUCCGAUUCAAAACUAUCAGAAGCGAAGCAGUACAGCGCCUUUCCGUGCCAAAUAUCGCUCAUAUAGUAAGAGUGUCUAAUGUAAACGGAAGGCCUAGAUAAAAGUAUACAUUGUUUUUUUUCCGUUUUCCCCAACUAUUCUACGCAAACAGUGCGAGCUUCUAUAUUGUAGUUGCUCUAUAGAAAUAUAUACGUUUUUAUUACUAAUUCUAAUCUCGUUCUUACAUUAUACCUUGGAAAGCUUUGUGAAACGUGAAUCGCUCGUUGUGUCUUCAGACCUGGAGAUAAUUCUAGCUUUUCUUGGAUCCUAAGCCAGGGGGAAAUAUUUUCUUUGAAAACACUGAUAUGAAAUUUAGGCAGCGGGGGCGGGGUAUUUUCUUUGAAAACACUGUCAUAAAAUUUAGUUGGUUUAACAGCACUUAAAUUUUGACUGUAACAGCUGUUAGGCAUUAACUGCACUUCACAGGCUUCACUGUUAACAAAAUCUAUACAAUUAAUCAAUAAAUUGGAUAUUCGAUAAUAAUAAUUAUUUAUCUUCUGUAAUCAGUGGCAAAUACUGCAAUUUCAUUGGUUUACAGAAGUGCGAUUUGAGCAUUAAUCGCACUUUUUCUGAAAUGUAAUCGCACUCUUGUCUACAGCCAAUGAAAAUCAGUCUAGUAUUUACAACUAGCAAACAGCAUUCAGGAUACAAACUUUGAAUUUGAUUUUCUUCAUUGCUGUAAAAAUUCUCAAAAUGGAGAAUUUUAAAAUCAUAAAUUCUAUUUUUAUGCUUUUUCCCCUUAAACAGUAUUAAUGCCAUAAUCAUACUCGAGGUUAACAAAUCAACCUCCCGCUACGCGGUCGGUUGAUGUUGUAAUCACUCGUAUGAUUAUGGCAUUAAUAGCACUCCUAUUCGUUCUAUUACCAUCAUUAAUUAAUUCUAUGUUACUAGUGUUAGCAACUUAGGUCUUAUACUAAAACUCUCUGUACCAGUGUGAGUACUGGGUAGUACCAAUGCCGAGUGGUUAUAUAACUACCUGAAAAAAAAAGCAGAAACUCGACAUCGAGGUAGUAAUAUAACCACUCGGCACGACAACUUAGGUCUUAUAGCAUAUCAAAUUAAAUUGUAAUAAAUGCUUAUAUAGUGUAAUAGCUUCUUACAGUUGUAGUUAUAUAACUUAUAACAGUUUAUUACUACCUGAUUUGACAUUUGCAAGUUGUUUGAUGAAGAAAUUUAAAUUUCAAGGAAUAUUUUUUUAUGUAUGCUCAAGUGAAACUUUUUUUUUGACCGUUUGGGUAUCAGGUGAUAUCACUUAUAUCAACCUUUUCAGUUGUAAGAAAAUUUAGGAAAUUUUUAACGUUUUUGUUGAUUUUUAUGGAUAAUUUUUUUAAAUAAAUUUCAAAACUUUCUGCUAAAGAAAAUUGAAAAUCCUUUCCAGCAAUCAAAACAUUUUCUAGGAACGUCGUUCCCAGGAUCCAGCACUAUUACCAGGUCUGUGUGUUCGUCGUCUUUGGUUCACAACCAGGUCGAGAGCGCUUAUUCAGUCGUAAGAGGAAAUUAAUAAAGGCCGUAAGAGGAAAUUAAUAAAGAAGAGAAAAUUAAUAAAGGAAAUUAAUAAAGGAAAUUAAUAAAGGAAAUGAAUAAAUUAAAUAGGUUUUGCCACGCUUAACGUUAAGGGGGGAAAGGGGUCGUGGUCAAUGCUGUUAAAAAUGUUUUUAUGUGAUGAAAACUCACUUUAACUUUUCUUAACGAAAUACUUUGCAAACUUCGCUAAAAUCAACCAAUUCCAUGGGCAUUUAAUAAAACAAGCGCGAUUUGACUGUCUACGAGUUCGAAAGUGGUUUCAGCAUACAUUGAACUGUAUACAAAAUAUUGUUUGUUCCCCAAGGACAAGAUUGCCGAUCUUUAUUUUUUUGUAUAUAUUAAGAAUGUAAAGUGGAAAGGUGAAGGGGGUUGCGACCUUAACGGCCAACUUACUUGCCGUCAAGCGUGGCGAAACCUAUUUGUUGACGGCUCCUAAAUGCUUGAUGAUAUUAUUAAAAUCCAUAUUUGAUUUAGAAGGCUAUAAAAUUUUCACUAUUCUGUUACUAUAGUCACGUGAUCCAGAACAAAUCCGAUGUAAUCCUGCAGUAACACAUCUGGAUAUAAAUAAAUACCGAGAUUAUUGCCCGAAAAAGUGCGACAAUUGCAGACAUCUCAUACAGAAGACAAGUUUGAUUGUGACAGAAACCGGAGAAUCAUGUCGUAAGGAUUUCGAGAUUACGUGCCAUGGUGAUCAUAUUGCCUUGUGUUUCUGGUCAGGUUCUCGGGGAAACAGCAUUGUGGUUCAAGUGGUUAACGGGGAAAUAUAUGUAACUACAAAUAGAAAAACUUGGAACGAGUCCCUUCGAAGCGUAUUUCAACGCAACCGGAUAAGUUUAUUGGGUACUUUUCUCUGUGUUGCUGGGAUGGCAAUGAAGACAUUUGGAUCAAGUAUUCCUAUUCCUUAUCUGCCCGAGAUAGGAACAGCUCUUGUUUUGAUUGGUACCGCUGUUUCCGGAGCUGACGCAAUAACUGAUGUGAAUACAUACCAAAUAACUUAG
Messenger RNA from Paramuricea clavata, 8556 nucleotides. Lineage: Eukaryota; Metazoa; Cnidaria; Anthozoa; Malacalcyonacea; Plexauridae. The record is from the annotation of a GenBank genome assembly.